AGAAUAAUUCAAUCCCAAAUAAAUAGUCUAGGAUAUCCUCGGAGUAAGCCUACUAUAUAAAUCAAAGAGUGAGUUCAAUCGCCAUUCGCCCGUUGGCACAAAGAGAGAGAGACAUCUAUGGGAUGGCCACGGCGGAGAAGAGAAGGAGAAAUCAGAGCGUGUGGGACCAAAACAAAGAAGAGCGAGAGACAAGCGCGAAAAUAAUAUUUUAGGUCACGCAUUGCUUUGACUCUCAAAGCACAACGGGAAAGAGCACGGCGCACGGGCACGGGCACCGGGAUUGCAGUUGAGCAUUUGAUUUGAGCUGCCGCCUUGCACAGCAUGGAGAGAAAGAAACCUCUGCCCACUGGGCACAGACGUCAAUUCGACGUCUAUUCGAAGUUGGUUCAAAGUAAUUUCAUUGCGUGGUAACAACGUUGAUUCAACCAGUGUGUGCUCAGUGUUCGUACUUCGUCCACUAAUUACUUUCCAGAACGAUUUUUCUUCAUCUUGAAGUGGUGCUUUUUUAAAACUGGUAACUGAGAAAUUGUGGAUAAAAUAGGUUAAGAAGAAGAUGAUGGAGUGAUUACCUAGGGGUUAAUAAUAAACAAUACUCGGCGGCAAGGUCCCUUCCACGAGCACAGGUGGAUCCAGCUAAAGCGGUGGAACAGGGUUUUGGACGAGGACAGGAGCAUCAACGCACCACAAUAAUCUCUGAACUACCAGUCUACUACACCGUCAAAGAAUAGGCCUAGCCAUUCAUUCCUAGAUCUGCUUCUUGGUGUCCAUAUGAUGCUAAAUCGCUUCACAAACGGGAUGUGUAUCAGAACGUCAGUAUGGUGAAAAUUGAAUAAUCCAAGUGAUGUGGCCACUGUAGAACGGACAUUGAAUGGGCGCACAACGCACAAAUCAAUUUGCACUAUAGGAGUGUAACCCUACUCAAAUUAUUAUUUUGGCUUGGCUUUCCAAGCUAGCUUUUGUUGGAAUAAUACCUAGUUCUCUCAUUUGGACUAUAUAAUAGACUGUAAGGAUGUCUGAAGCACUCGCCCCAGCCCAGGCGCUCUACAUCGGCAUGGAGGUGGUGAUUGCCGUCUUCUCCGUCCUGGGUAAUGUGAUGGUGGUCUGGGCGGUGAAAAUUAACAAGUCGUUGAGAGACACAACAUUCUGUUUCAUCGUUUCUCUGGCCCUGGCGGAUAUCGCAGUGGGAGCCCUCGUCAUCCCCUUGGCGAUAACUAUCAGCAUCGGACUCCAAACUCACUUCUACAGCUGCCUGAUGGUCGCGUGCACGGUGCUGGUACUGACGCAAAGUUCCAUCCUGGCCCUCCUGGCCAUCGCGAUUGACCGCUAUCUCAGGGUCAAGAUUCCAACCAGCUAUAAGCGUGUGGUGACAAAGCAGCGAGCGGCCGUGGCGGUGGUGGUGUGUUGGACUGUGGCCUUCAUCGUGGGCUUGACCCCCAUGCUGGGCUGGAACAACCUCUGGAGGCUACAGCAGAACGGUUCCUUGAACGAGGAUCUUAUCAUCACUUGUCAGUUUGAGAACGUAAUCAGCAUGGACUAUAUGGUCUACUUCAACUUCUUCGGCUGGGUGCUGCCUCCUUUACUCCUGAUGCUGGUCAUCUACACAGAGAUCUUCUACAUGAUCCACAAGCAACUCAACAAGAAGGCUUGCACCACCAACCACACCGAUCCCAACAAGUACUACAACAAGGAACUGAAACUGGCCAAGUCGCUGGCUCUGGUCCUCUUCCUGUUCGCCAUCAGCUGGCUUCCCCUCCACAUCAUCAACUGCAUCACGUUGUUCUGUCCGACCUGCGACAAACCCCUGUUCCUGAUCUACAUCGCUAUAUUACUCACGCACGGCAACUCAGCCGUCAACCCCAUCGUCUACGCCUUCCGCAUCAAGAAGUUCCGAGACGCUUUCCUGAAGAUCUGGAAGCAGUACUUCUGUUGUAAGGACGUACCCGCUAUUUUGAACCAGCCUAGUGAGAAGGAUAGGAAUGAGAACCAAAAUGGAAACGGGAACGGGAAUCCUAAUCCGAACAGAGACUCACAGCCAGCUCUAUCGCCACCACAAGAAGGGCAGCAGCCUUCACUGGAGCAGAUGCAGGAGGCCAAGCCCCAACGGCCACAGUCUCACAAUGAUGACCCAACACAGCAGGAACCCCCAAUGGAGCUCAACAAUAUCUAACUAACCCCAGAACAAAGGGGAUUUUCUACAUUGAUGUGUCAGAAACCCUAUGAGUUUCUGUCUUGGGAGAUGAAUAGAGGUUGUUUAACAGGAGUCAGAGGCAUCCUCAUAGUCAUUCUGAAUGUAUAGCUAGCUACCAAUGGAGAAGUGUGACAUGGUGAAAGAAAAGUUUAAUCAGUUUACCUUUCGUACCUUGCACCUGAAAGUCAUUAGAUGUGUGUGUACACUUUUUUUGAAUGUAGUGUGGCAUGAUACCUACUGAACGGAAGGAUUCAGGAGCAGAGUUUGGCAACUUGCAGGACUUGUAAAGAUAUCUUACAGACUGAAAUCACAUUUUAACAGCCGGAGGUGUAUUUGAGUUUUAGGCGGAGGAAAAAACAUUGAAAAGGAGUAUUAGGGUUUAUACGGUAAAAACAUUUAAAAGGAGUAUUAGGGUUUAUACGGUAAAAACAUUGAAAAGGAGUAUUUAGCCCCACGGUGGAGGUGUCAUAAUACCCGUAAAAGCAGGUAAAUGGUUCCAAUCGUUUUUCCACCAUUAAUUUUUCCCAUAGGGGAUUUCAGAAACACUUCCAAUAAGGGCUGUGUUUCGUGUAGGUUUACCCUGGUGUGACGUUUUGAUAACCAUGUACAUCUCUCUAGGACAAGGUGACUUUUAUCAAUAUAUUCGCCUCUAUUUACUCUCCGAUUCGAAAAAUGCUAAUUAGCAUCAAAGUAGAAAUCCAUGCAUGCCAUCUCUAGCUGACACCUUUGCUAAAAGGUACUGUGUCAAUUUAAAACUUGCACAAUGCAGUUAACAGAAUUGUCCAUUUAAAGAAAUGUAGCCAUUUUAUUCAUUAUUACAUUUAGCUAACACGACCCUGCUGGUCAUCUAUGAACGUUUGAACAUCUUGGCCAUGUAACUGUUAUAUUUCUCAAUCUGGCACAGCCAGAAGAGGACUGGCCACCCCUCAGAGCCUGGUUCCUCUCGAGGUUUCUUCCUAGGUUCUGGCCUUUCUAGGGAGUUUUUCCUAGCCACCGUGCUUCUACACCUGUAUUGCUUGCUGUUUGGGGUUUUAGGCUGGGUUUCUGUACAGCACUUCGAGAUAUUAGCUGAUGUACGAAGGGCUAUAUAAAAUACAUUUGAUUGAUUGAUUCAUAGUUAAUCCAGAGAUUCUUACCUUUGCCUCGAUUCGGCAGUCUCAUCCAGAUCAACACGGCAUUUUUAGUUGUUUAUGACAGACACACUAGCAACUAAUUAGCCUUUCAUUUUGGGGCGGUGAAAACAGACAAAUAUAUUGAUAAAAGUCACCUUGUCCUAGAGAGAUUUACAUUGUUAUCAAAACGUCACGCCAGGGUAAGCCUACAAAAAACACAGCCCUUAUUUUAAGUGUUUUUAAAUCCCCUAUGGAAAAAAAUGUAUGGUGGAAAAACAAUUGGAACCAUUUCCCUCUUUGACCGUUUGGUUUUAUGGGUAUUAUGACUCAUUCUGUGGUACUCUAUUAGGAUUUAUAUGAUAAAACCAUUGAAAAGGAGUAUUAGGGUUUAAACGGUAAAGACACUGAAAAGGAGUAUUAGGGUUUAAACGGUAAAGACACUGAAAAGGAGUAUUAGGGUUUAUACGGUAAAGACACUGAAAAGGAGUAUUAGGGUUUAUACGGUAAAGACACUGAAAAGGAGUAUUAGGGUUUAUACGGUAAAGACACUGAAAAGGAGUAUUAGGGUUUAUAGGGUAAAGACACUGAAAGGAGUAUUAGGGUAUAUACGUUAAAAAAGGGUAAUGAAAAAUGUGCAAUAAUGUAAGGGCACUAUUCAAUCAGAUACGCUUUAGCCUAUAGUGGUUGUUAUGGAGAUGUCGGAGGUGAAACUGCUUUAGAUCUGUCAAGUCCACAAGCUGCUCCUGGCAUUAUAUCUAAAGCGGACAUUGCCAUUGGCUGCACGGAAUCCUAUGUAGCCUUGUUUACAGAUUCGAAUGUUAGAUGUAAUCUAGGCUGAUAGAAAUCCUCAUUAUUUUGUUUAAUGAUUUUCAAUUUGAGCAUCGUCUAUAUAGCCUAGACUUUCUCGUUCUGAACUUCUUAACGUGAAUGGGAGGGGCGUGGCUUUGUGACAAUGAUCAAGAGCAGUUGCACCGAUUUGACGGCUCCAACGUAAUUACACCUCAGACACAGCCAAAACAUCAGCUAUAUACGGGGUUUCGGCUAUCGCCAGUUAACGCUUGAUCUGAUUGAAUCUAGGCCUAAGUCUCUUUGAUAAUGAGACAUUUUAAUAACAAACUAAUCUGAAGACACUAAGCUUCAACUUACACUUAACAGAACAGUGGGUCUUUAUAACAUGGUGAAAUUGGAAAGGAACUGGUAGUUGAUAUGAUUCUCAUUACAAAAAGAACAAAAUACAACACUGACUGUGAGGUUAAUCAAUGUCACGUUAUCAAAUGUUUUACAUUUUACAAUGUACAAAGAUGGCUUAUAAACCGAAACAAAAUAA
Messenger RNA from Salvelinus fontinalis (brook trout), 4627 nucleotides. Its product is annotated as adenosine receptor A1-like. The transcript has 5 exons. Gene Ontology annotation, molecular function: G protein-coupled adenosine receptor activity. The coding region runs from base 1010 to 2167 and encodes 385 amino acids. NCBI's taxonomy places the organism in Eukaryota, Metazoa, Chordata, Actinopteri, Salmoniformes, Salmonidae. Gene Ontology annotation, cellular component: synapse; membrane; dendrite. Gene Ontology annotation, biological process: G protein-coupled adenosine receptor signaling pathway. The record is from RefSeq and is a predicted model, not a curated record.